This is a messenger RNA of Myripristis murdjan (pinecone soldierfish), 3562 nucleotides long. RefSeq names its product EF-hand calcium binding domain 6 (gene efcab6). NCBI's taxonomy places the organism in Eukaryota, Metazoa, Chordata, Actinopteri, Holocentriformes, Holocentridae. The transcript has 21 exons. Gene Ontology annotation, molecular function: calcium ion binding. Gene Ontology annotation, cellular component: nucleoplasm. The coding region runs from base 1 to 3357 and encodes 1118 amino acids. The record is from RefSeq and is a predicted model, not a curated record.
AUGCAUGUGGGUUAUAUUUUGUGCAGCUAUGGGGUGCAAGCAACAGGGCAAGUGAAAUGGAGACACUUCCUUGGCCAUUUCAUGAGCCCAGUCAAAGAGGAUGGCAACAUGACUGCUCACACUGACAGUGCUUCUGAGCAGCCUGAUCCAGACCUGCAGGACUUUUACCCUUAUCUGAGGGAGAUCUUCCACCUCCUGGACAAGAAAGCAGCAGGUUGGAUCACCAGGGCAGACCUGCGGCUUGCGCUGAAGGUGCCCCACUUCCACCUGACCAGGCCCAAGACAGGCCAGCACCCACGGCCCCGUCUCAGCUGCUUCCAGAUCACUGACCUGCUCAACACGCUGGACCCGGAGCACAUGGGAUUCAUCCAGCUACCCACCCUGGAAAGACUCAAUCCCAGCCGUUUGUCCCCUCCAAAGGACAGGGUGGCACUGCUGCACUCCGCGACUGCCACUGCUGAGCCUCUGGACGACACAGAAAAGACUGCGGAGGAGCAAAAAGCAUCAGAUGAGAAGCAGAACACACAGAGGGCUGAUAACACGUCUCCGGCAUCUGCUUCAUGGAGAAUAGUGGAGAGCUUGCUGCUAGACAGACUGUGCGAGCAGCUCGGAUCGGUGCUGGCGGCUCUGAAGCUGUGUGACCCUCAGCAGACUGGACAUGUCAAACGGGAAGAUCUGAGGACGGUCAUAGUCCGCUACGGCCUGCCCAUCUCACUCACACACUUCAAGAGACAAAACACAUCACCUCAGACUACAGAGGUCUCAGCUGGGGAACAUCAGCCUCCCUCUAGCGCCCAGAGCGUCCUGGACGAUAUUUUCAAGAGAAUGAAAGAGAGGUUAGAGCAACUGCGAACCACCCUUGCUGCCCGUAUGCAGGUUAUCACCCACAACUCAGCAAAGACUUAUUCAGGCACAGAUCUACGGAAGAUGCUAGAGGAUUGCUUCAUCACCUUGGACGAUAACAAUUUCCACAGGCUGACUGAACUGCUUGGUUUCAAAGACGGGCGGUUCAGCCUUUCAGCAUUGCAGGCUAAAUAUGAUGAUUUCUUGGCCAGAGACAGUCAGCAGGGUGUGGAGGGUUGCGACGAGAUUUCGGCUGCAGAAAAAAACCUGGCUGACAUGAAGAACAGGAUCAAGAUCAUCCUUGGGGACAACAUGAAAGCUUUCCGACUGAUGGACAAGAAUCACGAUGGUUUGGUUGACUGCCGUGACUUCAAAAAGCUGUACUUCAGCUUGGGAUAUGCUUACUGGGGAGAGGAGUACCAGCAUCUGCUGAAUCUGAUAGGCCUGAAACCUGGACGAAACCUCAACUACACUGAGUUCUGCAACAUUAUGGAAAAUAAUGGCCAUCACAACAAGCGGAAAACAGCCAAUGUACAAGACCAGCUCCAUGCACUACUAGUCUCUGAUGCACGGGACAAGUGGAGAACCAUGUCUCAGGAACUGUGUCGGGUUGAUGCAGAGGGUCGGAGCCUGAUUUUUAAAAAGGCUUUGAAGUAUUUUCUCUUCACCUACAAAUUACCCAUCAGAUCUGAUGACUUUGAACGGCUAUGGUCGAGGUAUGACACAGAGGGGCGUGGCUUCGUGACAGUUGCUGACUUCCUGAAUAAGCUGGGAGUUGAUGAGGAGGAACUGUGGCCUCACAAACAGAAGCCGACCCACACUGUAACCCCACACCAAGCUGACAAACUGGCCUCCUCUGAUGAUGCUGCUUCACUGGAACAAAUAGAACAGAUAUUGUUGGAUAACCACAAGGGCGUGUUCGAAGCGCUGACUCGCCUGGACGAGACCAGAAAUGGAAAAGUAAAAGUGGAGGAGCUGCUGAGCCUGCUCCAAACUUACGGCUGCUCAGUCCAGCGAGACCAGCUCAUACGUCACCUCCGCACGCUGAAUGUUUCUGUGGAUGGCAAGCACAGGCUGCUAAGCUACUUGCACUUCCUGUCUGCGUUUGGCCAUACGGCAGAGAGGUGUGAGCCCCCUCCUGCUACCCCAGACGGCGUCCGCCGCAUAGAGAACUUGCAGGACCUCAGACCAGCCUUAGCCCUGGUCAGGAUGCAGGAACUAGUCACUGCGUCAGCACCUAAUCUGCACAAGGCGUUCUCAUCCUUUGACCCGUGUGGGACGGGGACAGUCAAGCUUCUGCAUUUUCGUCAAGUGCUGGAGAAUUUUUGUGCCCGCCUGUCGGACAAACAGUUCAGAUACUUACUGAACAAAGUGGACUUGAACUCGGAGAACUAUAACAUUAACUGGAAAGUCUUCCUCGACACGUUCAACUCACCAAGCCCGCUGAUAUUUGAGGACAGGGCCAUCACAGCCAGAUCUGCUUUUGAGAUCAAAACCUAUCUGCAUAAGAUCCAGGAAGUCGUCUCAGGUCGCUUGUAUGAAAUCACCAAAGAUAUAAUGGAUUUGGACCGCAACCAGAAUGGCACAGUCUCUAAAGAUGACUUCAGAAAGCUUUGUGACCGCUGCUUUAUGAGGCUUACAAGCAAUCAGUUUGAGUGUGUGUGGAAUCAGAUGCCUGUGAAUGAGCAGGGGAAGCUGCAGUACAGAGAAUUUCUCAAACGUUUUGGUGCAGAGAACAAGACCACCCACACACAACCGGGGCGUCCCACCGACAGCAUCCUGUCCUGCUCGCCUGAGCCCAGAGAAAUAGUCUCAACAACAAAAUCCUGUCGCCCAAAGACUGCAGAUGCCAUUCUCCAAGACUGUAAGUCUGCCCCCCAGUGUAUCUCCAGGCCUGCCUCCACGCCGGGAAGGCAGGGAACAGGAAGCCCCUCAGGCAGCGUGGAGCAGAGGCUGCGGGGGGACGUGCAGCGCUGCUGGAAGAAGAUCCAGAGGAAGUGCAAUGAGAGGGAUCCUCACCGCCAAGGGGAGAUCACCACUGCCUCCUUCCUGGACAUCCUCCAGUCUCUCAAUAUCAGUGUGACUCAGGAGGAAUUCGAGCAUCUGGCUAUGAAGUUUGACAUCACACGUAACGGCCAAGUUUCAUAUCCCAUGUUCCUCCGUCACUUCCUCCUGAACCUCAAACCAGCAGAGGGGACACAGAUGUUUGAGCGACGUAGACUCCCCCUUCCCGCCACAUUGGCGAACCAGGGCGUGCUGAGCAGAGAGUGCGUGGAAUCCAUGCUGAGGAUAUACGAGGCGGUCAAGUUGUCCUGGAGCUCGAUGAGACGCAGCUUCCGGACCUUUGACCGCGCCCGCACAGGAUACAUCACCAUACAGGACUUCAUGAAGGUGCUGUGCCAUUUCAAUGUGAAUCUGUCGUCGGAGGAGUUCUUCCACCUCAGCUCUUAUUUUGAUGCCAGCGCCACAGGGAAGAUCUCCUACAACGACUUCCUCCGGGUUUUCCUGAGCUAACCUCCAUUCAAUCACUUGACGACACACACAUACACACACACACACACACACACGCAGCAGCGGCAGGACUUUGUAAUUCCAAAUUUGAUCUAUAGACGAUAUGACAAAUAGAUCAAUCAAAGGAAUGAAAUUAAAAAACAUGCAAAAAAAAAAAGAUUACCGGAGAGAGACUGAUAUAUGAUUUUGUGAUUUUGCUUCUUUUAUU